This is a messenger RNA of Cryptomeria japonica (Japanese cedar), 2785 nucleotides long. RefSeq names its product copalyl diphosphate synthase 1. The record is from RefSeq and is a predicted model, not a curated record. Gene Ontology annotation, biological process: diterpenoid biosynthetic process. The coding region runs from base 33 to 2531 and encodes 832 amino acids. The transcript is spliced from 14 exons. Gene Ontology annotation, molecular function: magnesium ion binding; terpene synthase activity. Lineage: Eukaryota; Viridiplantae; Streptophyta; Pinopsida; Cupressales; Cupressaceae.
AAAUAGCAUUAUUCUCAUCGAGAUCAGCAAAUAUGGGAGCUCUUAACUUUUCUGUCAUCCUAAAUUCUGCAACCACUGUGCUUCCAUCUCCAUACCCAUCUGCCAGAUUUUCUCAAUGGCGAUUCAGAAAUGCAAAAUGCAAUGUUUCCACCAGUUAUGCAGGAUCUGCUAUCUCUGAGUUCUUUCAUGGUAAAACGUCAUGUCAGGUCUUCAAAUCUACAAGUACAAGUACACCCCUUAACACAGAUUUUUCAAAGGUUGUUCAUACAAAGACAGAGCAAAUUUCUUCUACUUUUGAGUGCGUAGAUGCUGAUAUUAAGAGGAUACAACUUUUAUUUUCAGAAAUUGAGAAAGGACAUGCAUAUGUUUCACCUUAUGAUACAGCUUGGGUAGCAAUGGUCCCCUCUUUGGAAAACUCUCAAUUACCACAAUUCCCACAAUGCCUUUCAUGGAUAAUGGACAAUCAACUCUCGAAUGGAUCUUGGGGAUUAUCAAACUUUCCUUAUAAUAAAGACCAUCUUUCUCACACCUUGGCAUGCAUUAUUGCACUUAAAAGAUGGAAUCUUGGCAUAAAAAAUGUGAACAUGGGUUUGAAGUUUAUAAAAGAAAAUAUCGGACAAAUAACCAAUGAGGAUUGCUAUAAUCCCACUGGAUUUGAUCUGAUCUUCGCUGCAAUGUUAGAAGAUGCAAGAGACUUGUCCUUAGACCUCCCUUAUGAUUCGCCUCCUAUAGAACUAAUGCUCACUAAGCGAGAACAAAUCCUUAAGAGUAUAGGAAUAGAUCAUCUCAAUGAGUAUAAACCAUCUAUGGUUUUCAUCAUUGAGGGUAUUCGGAACAUUGUUGACUGGGAUAAAGUGUUAAGACAUGAGAGCACGGAUGGCUCACUCUUCCAUUCUCCCUCUGCAACUGCUUGUGCUCUGAUGCAUACUAAAAAAUCUAAUUGCCUUAUGUAUUUGAAUUCAAUGCUAGGAAAUUUGGAGAGUGGAGUGCCUAGUGUUUAUCCCAUAAAGUUGAUUACUGGUCUUUCAAUGGUGGAUAUGUUGGAGAGGUUAGGUAUAGCAAGACAUUUCAAAUGUGAGACAAAACAAGUUCUAGAUAAUGUCUAUAGAUGCUGGAAAGAGAAUGAAAUAAUUCAGGGAAUAUCAUCAACAUCAGACAUAAUUAACAGUUCUAUCAGUUUCAGGGUUCUAAGAUCCAAUGGAUAUGAUGUGUCUCCAGAUCUCUUUCUCAAUUAUUUAAAAAAUGGCGUCUUCCUACAAUCUCUAGAAAAUAGUGGCCAAGCUGUGAUAGCAAUGCUGAAUUUGUACAAAGCAUCUCAGUUGAUGUUUCAAGGUGAAAGAGUUUUGGAAGAAGCAAAAUCCCUCUCCCAAAACUAUCUUGAGAAUAUCAAAAUGGAUGAACAAAAUACAGUCCUCUGUGAAGAGGUUAAGUAUGCGCUCGCUGUCCCUUGGAAGGCUAGUUUGGAGAGAAUAGAACAUCUAAGAUACAUCAAAAACUUUGGUUUUGAUGAUAUUCGGAUAGGAAAGACCUCUUACCGAAUCCCUUGUUUAGGCAAUGAUUGUUUUCUAAGUUUAGCCAAAAAUGACUACAAUAUUUGCCUAGCAGUGCAAAAGGAGGACUUGCAGGAGUUAGAAAAAUGGAGUGUAGACUCUAAACUUGGUAGCCUACACUUUGCUCGAAACACUGUUGUAGACUCCUAUUUUUCUGCUGCCUCAACACUUUUUAGCCCUGAAAUGUCUACUGCACGCAUCGUAUGGACUAAGAUUGCAGCUCUUACUGUGUUAAUGGAUGAUUUUUAUGACGUGGCCAGUUCAGACUCCAUUGAAGAGCUUCAGUACUUUGUUGAUGCUGUUAAGAGGUGGGAUCCAACAGUGAUUUGUAAUCAUUCGGACAAUGUGAAAAUUUUGUUCUCUGCAAUUUAUAACACUGUCAAUGAUAUUGCUCAGGAUGCCUGGGUCUUUCAAGGCAGGGAUGUGAGCACCCAUUUAAGGGAAAUGUGGUACAAGCUAGCAAUCUCAAUGAUGGAGGAGGCUGAAUGGGUCAAACACGGAUAUAUACCAACAUUGGAGGAAUACAUCGAAACUGGAAAAAUUACUAUCGGACUGGAACCAAUUGUUUUUACAGCACUCUAUUUUGUAGAGCCUGAGAUUUCAGAGCUAACCAUCAACCAUCAUGAGUACAACAGUCUAAUGGAUCUCGUCAGUAUUUGUGGGCGUCUUUUGAAUGACAUUCAGACCUACGAGAGGGAGACCAAGCAAGGAAAGAUCAACUCCGUGUCACUGUUCAUGAAAGAAUAUCCAGGGACAUCUGUUGAGAAUGCUACUGAGUGGAUGAGACAAACAGUAAAUGAAAGCACACAAAAACUACUGAGGAACUUAUUGCAGCCUAGCGUUCUACCUCGCGAGAGCAAGCAGUUAUAUUGGAAUCUAGCCAAAAUUGUCCACCUAUACUACCUCAACAGUGAUGAAAUCACGUCUCCCACUGCAAUGCUUAAACAUAUAAGGGCAAUUAUUUUUGAUCCUGUAUCAUAAAUUCUAAAAGAGAGUGUUUGAGAUAGUACCACCUGGUGCUAUUAAUAAAGAGAAUCCUUGUCAAUGGAUUAAGGAAAUAUCUAAAAUAUUUCUUUUUAUUCAAUAAAAAUAAGAGGUCAAAGAAUAACAGUUAUUAUAGUAGUUAAAAACAAAAAAAUAUUGGUAGAAUAUUUUGAAUUUGUUUCUAUGUAAAAAUAAUUAGAAUAUGUAUCAUUUUUAAUUGAAAGUAAUUAUGUAUUGUCUUGCCUCAUCAA